Messenger RNA from Ambispora gerdemannii, 1496 nucleotides. The record is from the annotation of a GenBank genome assembly. Lineage: Eukaryota; Fungi; Glomeromycota; Glomeromycetes; Archaeosporales; Ambisporaceae.
AAGGAUUACAAGUAUUAAUAGAUAUUCAAGUUGAUAAGAAAAAUCCCCUGCCAUUGGAUAAAAUAUUUCAAUGUGAAGUUCAGGAAGGGCAAAAACCCGAGAUUAUAGGGAAAAUAGGAAAACUAGAGAAAGGCGAUAAAAAUUGUUUUGUCAAAGUUUAUCAUCGUAAUCCUUAUGGUAAAUUACAGUUUAAGAACCACGUAGGGAAAAAUUGCUAUGUUUUGGAAAAAAAUGAAGACAUAAUUAUUGUCGAUUGUGGCAUUAAAUUUCUCAAUGGCAGUAAUCUGGCUGAUGGCACGAUUCCUAAUUUUUCUUACCUGUUAGAAAAGAGAAAAAAAAUAAAAGGUUUGUUUAUUACGCACGGUCAUGAGGACCAUAUUGGUGGUAUUCCUUACUUGCUCCAAUUAAUUCCUGAUAUUCCUCUUUAUGGUUCAGAAUUUUCUAUUUCCCUUUUAAAGCAAAAAUUACGCGGAGAAAGCAAAGAGAGAGCCACGAUUUUUCAGGACGAGUCUAUAAUUCGCACUGCGGAGUUUCGGGUUAGUUUUUUUCGAGUAACACACUCCAUUCCGGGUUCUUUUGAAAUUGGUGAGAAAGCUGACUUAGGGAAAUUAGCCGAAGUGGGAAAGCAAGGAGUUGAUUUGCUAUUAAGUGAUUCCACUAAUGCGGAAAUAGAAGGCAAUACUCCUUCGGAAACAAGGGUGAUUAAGCGUUUAGAAAAUAUUAUUACAGAAGCAACUGGUCGAGCAAUUAUUACUUCUUUUGCUUCCAAUGUCUAUCGUUUAAAAAAAGUUAUUGAGAUUGCUAAAAAAACUGACAAAAAAAUUGUUCUGUUAGAUAGCUCGGUCUUUUUGAAAGCCGAAGCGAUUGCUAAAACUCCUAAUAAUAAAUUAAUUAUUUUUUGCACUGGUUCCCAAGGAGAAGAAAAGGCGGUUCUGACCGCAGGCGAUUCCAUUAUUUUGACUUCUUCGCCCAUUAUGGAUAACAAGUUCAAUGUCGAAAUAAUUAAUAAUAAACUAUUUGCUCUCGGAGCCAAAAUAUAUGAAAAUAAUAAAGAAGAUUUGCUCCACGCUUCUGGACACGCUUGUCAAGAAGAUUUAAAAUUAAUGCUUACCUUGGUGAAACCACACUAUUUUAUGCCUUUCCACGGAGAUUUUCGGAUGCUGAAAAAUCACGGCUAUUUAGCCAAAGAAGUAGGGGUUGCAGCCUCCAAUAUUUUUGUUUGCCAAAAUGGGGAAGUAGUAGAAGCCCGAAGCAAAGACUUUUUUGUAAGCAAAAUUAAAGUGCCGACCCAUCCAAAUUAUGUUCUGGAUGGCAAAUUGCUUCCGGCGGGAGAAUUAAAAAAUAACUUGAUUUGGCGGGAAAAAAUGUCCCAAGGAGGAGUAUUUUUAAUUGUCCUUUUCUAUAACAAGAAAAAAAGAAAAUUAAACGAGUCUCCUUAUAUUUUUACUUAUGGGUUUAUUAAUAUGAAAAAGAAUGAAAAUUUGCUUAAUGAUUGA